GUAGCGGCCGCGGUAUGCCUGAUGAUCUGGGACCAUCUCCUCACGCUCGAUCAGGAAAUAGACGCGAUAUGGACGUCCCGCAAUAAGGGAUACCUCCCCAAGCUCAUUUACGUUCUGAACCGCUACUUUGCGGAGGGUGUGCUUUUAUACACGGCAUAUGCAGUGUGGGGUGUAUUUAGCCACAGCUUGACUGAUGCAGUGAGUUCCGGGAUUCUUUCUCGCCAGUCCGAUUUGAUUACUCAAUCCCGCGCCUGUACACGGGUGCUAUGGCUUUUCACCAUGUCAUCAACAGUGAUGGUUGGGUUGCUUCAAUUCCUCAUCGCAAUGCGGGUGUACAAGUCAUGGGAUAGCCAAAAGAGGGCCGGUUACGUUCUUCUCGUGGCGUUCUCUGUUUGCAUCAGUGCUGCAUUCGUCCUUGCCGUUAUCACCGUCAUCGUGUUCUUAAAGACGACGAGUGAGUCAGCUGCCUCCGGAAACGUGUGUUUCAUGCUUGAAGGCUUACCACGAUCUGUACCCGCUCUUCUCUCGACGCUGCUCGCCUUUGACGUGUUAAUCGUCUUGAUGGUUCUCUACAGGGCGCUCGAGAAACCCAGACGAACCCAUAUCGAAGCGAUCAACUCCUUCCAUCGUGAUGGUGCUCGUCUUUACUUGGUUGCGUCCCCUCAUUCCACAUUAAUUAAUAUCCGCUGA
This is a messenger RNA of Guyanagaster necrorhizus, 690 nucleotides long. RefSeq lists its product as uncharacterized. The transcript is spliced from 6 exons. The annotation marks the transcript as partial. The record is from RefSeq and is a predicted model, not a curated record. NCBI's taxonomy places the organism in Eukaryota, Fungi, Basidiomycota, Agaricomycetes, Agaricales, Physalacriaceae.